This is a messenger RNA of Mercenaria mercenaria, 6791 nucleotides long. RefSeq names its product baculoviral IAP repeat-containing protein 3-like. The coding region runs from base 428 to 2440 and encodes 670 amino acids. Lineage: Eukaryota; Metazoa; Mollusca; Bivalvia; Venerida; Veneridae. The record is from RefSeq and is a predicted model, not a curated record. The transcript has 12 exons.
AACCUUUAGCAAAACAGCGGUUGAUGAUCCAGUGCUUGAAGAUUUUAAUUUAGUUUAUAUCAUAAAUACAUAGUAGACGACUAAGUCUUAUCGAGUAGUUUGUGGAACACAAUUUUAUAUUCUUAUUCAAUGGAAAUAUAAUAUGCAGGAGACGUCACAGCUGAGAUAGUUUAGCAUUAUUACAAUACACAGUCGGUAUUGAAAUUGUGUUUCUGAUACAUGUGCUCAUUAGAUAAAUCCUCGAUAUCUAUGUGAAAAUAAGGGAUGUGUUUUGUAUGAUUGCAACACUGUGAGUUGCUCUAAUUACUGACAAAUGACUGAAACAAUAGGAAUUCGUACGAGAGAUGGAUAGACAAAACAACAGUGAGAUUGAAUUGACAGCAAGCACACCACCAUUAUCUGUCUAACCAAGCUUUACAAUUAAGGCAUGGCAAGUUUUCAUCACUUUAAAUUUGAAAAUUAUGGGAAGAGAAGUAAUAUUGACGUAAAAUUUAGUUUUGAUAAAGAUGAUACUAGUUCAAGUUGUGGCGUGUCGGAAGUAAGAAGAUAUAACAGAACGCGAGAAAACUCUAAUCAACAAAGGCAGUUACCAUCUGGUGGAUAUGAACAAGGAAGAUUUAGGAAUUCUCCAACACAUGAAGAUAGUGAAUCGGACUGUGAGACAGAUAUAGACAGUUCAUAUGUAGAAAAUAAAACGGAUUUCAACGGUUUGCAUGCAUUCAAAGCAGAAACAACCAAAUUUAUGAACAGAUUCUUGUCAUCCAGUAUUGGAAAGAGAAACUACAAAUAUAUGCACAAAAAGCGUGACAGAUAUGAAAGAAAUUAUCAAAAAGAAAUAACAAAAUUUUUCAAGAAAAAUAAGUUUACAAAAACAGUUUCUAAAUCAACACUGAAAGGUCCAGACCAUUUCUUUCUGUAUGGCUUAGGGUCCUACUUUGAUGGAGAACAAUUUAAUUCUCAAGAGCAACUGAGCAGCGAACGUAACCGGUUUAGUACGUUCUUUAACUACACGGGGUAUGGAAACCAUGCAUCAUUGGCAAGGAAUGGUUUUUAUCACGACCAUAAUGAGGGCACAACGUCAACAAAGUGCUUUAGGUGUGCAGUAAGGCAUUCUGCAUGGACACAAAACGAUGACGUACCAUCUAUCCAUAGACGCCUUUCACCAAACUGUACGCUUCUCAACAGGUACAGCCCCGAUGCCGAACAUGAUGCGAGGGAAUCUGUACGAUACAGGACCCACACACCAGAAAGACCAACUGAGCGUAGUUCUACCGCAUCGGGUGUAUCUGAAGCACAGAGAUACAUAAAUCUCGCCAAUAAAAAACACACAAUGAAAUACGGGAACCAAGAACAACAGCCAGUAAAUCUACAAGAAAGCAACCAAGCUUUUGAAAGAUCUGGCCAAAGUAGUGCAAUGACGCAUCUUAACCAAGUGUCAAAUCAAACUUGUAUCACAGAAGAAUCAGGAUACAAUAUGAACUCCGAGUUACCUGUAGCACCGCUCGGAUUAAAUCCGCGGGAAUCUAACACACAAUCAUCUCAAGACAGGCAACUUCAGACAAGAAAUCUUCCAAUCGCAAGUACAAGCGCAGUGCAAGUUAGGUCACCAUUCGACGAGACAGUGAAUAAUCCUAAGCAUCCCGACCAGAGCAGCUUAGAUGCUAGGAUACGUUCGUAUCAAGACUGGCAAGAAUAUCGCACGAAGACGCCAAAGGAGCUUGCAGAGGCUGGAUUCUUCUUUACUGGUAGCGCAGACUUCGUACGUUGCUUCUGUUGCGGUGUUGGUCUAAGUCUAAGAAACUGGGCAGCAGAAGAUGACCCAGUGGAAGAACAUGAAAGAUGGUUUCCACACUGUGAAUAUAUAAGAGCAGUAAAGGAAAAAAGAUAUAUCGCCGAAGCACAAAGACGUACUUCCGAAAAUAUGGCAGGACAACAAGAGCAAUUUGGUGGAAGAGCUGAAAUGAUAACAGAUACUAGAACCCUUGAAGUUGUAGAUGUAAUGCAGGGAAUGGACAUUUCAGCUGAUCAUGCCUGGGAGGCUUUGUUGGCAGUUAGACAACAAACAGGUGAAUAUCAGGUGACACUAGAUCAAGCACUAAACUGGUUUUUGGAUAAUGAAAGAAGUCUAGGACGUGCCAGCACAGCAGAAGAAAUCCCAUCGCAAGCAGUUGCAACAACAUGUUCUCAAUCUUCACUUUCGUCUACAGCUAAAAAUAAAGCAGCCGCUGGUAAAAACCAAGAAGCAGUUUCUGCGGAGGCGGAGAAUCAGAAGUUAAAAGAGUUGACCAGUUGCAAGAUUUGUAUGGAGCAAACUAUGUGUAUUACCUUUUUACCUUGUGGUCAUUUGCUGUGCUGUGAGAGGUGUGCGGUACAGGUAAAACGGUGUCCCACGUGCAGAGAAAAGAUAACGGGCACCGUGAAAACAUUUAUGCCACUGUGAGGAAUAAAGUCUUUGCUUUGCAAAGGAAGCUCAGCUGUGAAGGAGAAGAGCGCCAGACUCCUUCCCAAGAGAUUGUCGGUUCGGAAGCCAUCAGGGAUGGACUUAGAACUCCAACUCUUAAGUCCUGCUUUUGUCCAGGUAGCAACUAUCGAUCAGUUCAUACCCAAUGAUAUGUGAUCGGUGUAAAGCAAACCAGAUGUCUAGUGAGAGUCGGCAGCCGGCAGAUCUGUACUGCAAGCUACGUGCGUGGAGUGGGCGCAGAUAAAAUAGUGUAUGUGUGUGUAUGUAUCGGAACACUGUGAUUGGUUAUUACGAUAUAUCAUAUAUAUUUUAGAGAAUUCGGGAUUUCAUACUGGAACGAGACCAUGUACCUUUCUGUUUUGUUUUUAUGUUAACUAAUAUCUGAUAUGUAAGGGUCAGCGUUAUGUAUGGUUCUGCUUGGUCUCUUUUUAGGGGUUGCUAGUGUUAGAAAAAAAGUUAGAAAAAUACAUGUGCAUGUGUAAACGACUUCUUCUCACGAUGCAUCUUCACAAAACGUAGUCUGUAGCAUUCUUCUGCAGACCUCUCUCAAUCUUUUAUCGCUUGGUCACAUAGCAUGUCCGAUUUUAUUUGCAUGUAAACAUCUGUGCAGGAGUAAAUGGUUCAACCCUGGCACUGCAUUUUAAAUUAUAAAAGACAUGUUACAGUAGAUAAACAGCGUGAGCAUUGCUUUCAAUGCAACAACAGGCAUAUGAUUUGGAAAGGCUAUAGUGAGACUAGCACGAGCUGUUUAGUUCAAAAUUAUUGCUAUAUUUUUAUAACCACGUCAAAGGCCAUAACUCCACUAGAUGUGUAGUAGGAACCUUGCAAUGACUUCUCUCGGGGUUGUUAAAAUGGUUCUGCUUGGCACCUUAUAAGGAAAGCCAGGAUUAAAAAUAGAUAAAAACCUUUGAACCACCACUUCUUCUCAUAACUUCAUAACCUGCUUGUGGAUCUUCACCGGGCUUGGUCUUUAACAAGCAUACUUGCAUGAACCUCUGUCGAGGUUGCUCAGGUGUUUAAUCUUUGACCUCUUUAAAGGGGUCACCAGUGCAUAAAAUAGAAAAAAAAUGUUCUUGUCAUGAUUCGCUUAAUAAAUCUUCAAUAAACUUGGUCUGUAGCAACCAGGGAUGAACCAUUCUCAAUUGUUUGUCAAGUGGUUUUGCUUAACUGCGCCAAAGGGCCAUUGAAGCUUCAAAAGGAAAACCUUUUCUUCUCAUGAGCGGCUUGGUGGGUGUUCGCUUAUCUUAUUUCAAAGCAUCUUCCUCCCAAGUUUUUGAAAUGGUUCCACUGUCAAUCAUAUUUCUAGUUGAGUGUUUUUUUUAUCGGUGUGUAAUGAUAUAUAUUUAAAUUCAGUGUCAAUCUGAAUAUAUCAGUAAGAGUGUCCUGUCGCUUCUGGCUAUUGACAAUAAAUAACAAAUGCUGAUUGAAUGGGAUAAGGCCGUGACUUUCAUUAGCCCACCAUCAUCAGAUUGUGGGCAAUUCAGAUCACUGCGUCCGUGGUCCGUCCGUCCGUCAGUACGUCCGUUAACAAUUUCUCGUUAUCGCAACUCCUCAGAAACUACUGGGGGAUUUUGACCAAACUUUGUCAGAAUGAUGUAUUGGUACCCUAGUUGUGUCUCCUUGAAAAUCAGACUGGUUCAACAAUUUUUGAGUAAGUUAUGGCCCUUUGUUUAUUUUUAUAAUUUACAUCUAUUUAUAUAGGGGAAAACUUUGAAAAAUCUUCUUCUCCAAAACCACAGGGCCUAGGGCUUUGAUAUUUGGUAUGUAGCAUCAUCUAGUAGUCCUCUACCAAGACUGUUCAAAUUAUUUCCCUGGGAUCAAAUAGAUAGUUUAAACAUAUUUUAUUGCCAAUAUAUAAAUAUAUAAACAGAUAACUACUUCAAUUGUACAUAUAAUAGGCAAAAGGGUCGACCCACAAGUUCUCGCAACAUUAGUAACGGGUCUUCCCUAAUGCAAAUAUUUACAUAUUUAAUUUACAAUUUUGGGAUCAAAUAUGGACCCCGUCCUGGGGGUCAAAUGGUUUAUAUAGACUUAUAUAGGAAAACACUUUGAAAAACCUCUUGUCCAAAACCACAGGGCCUAGGGCUUUGAUGUUUUGUAUAUGAUAUCAUCUAGUGGUCCUCUACUAAGAUUGUUCAAAUUAUUCCCCUAGGGUCAAAUAUGGCGCCGCCCUGGGGGUCACAUUGUUUACAUCGACUUAUAUAGGGAAAAACUUUGAAAAUCUUCUUGUCCAACCAAAAAACCUAGGGCUUUGAUAUUUGUAAUGUAGCAUCAUCUAGUGGUUCUCUACAAAGUUUGUUCAAAUUAUCCCCCUAGGGUCAAAUAUUGCCCCGCCCCGGGGUCACAUGGUUCAUAUAGACUUAUAUAGGGAAAAACUUCUAGAAUCUUCAUGUCCAUAACCUACAUCAUUCAAAUUUGGACCACAUGUAUAGUUUUGAGUGGCAAGAUGAACCUUGACAUGAGUUGACCUUGAUCUUGACCUAGUGACCUACUUUCACUUUUCUGUAGCUACAACCUUCAGAUUUGGACCACAUGCAUAGGUUUGUGUACCGAAACAAACUUUGACAUUGACCUAGUGACCUACUUUCACAUUUUUGAAGGUACAGGCUUCAAAUUUGGACCACAUGCAUAGUUUUGUGUUCCGAAUUGAAAUUUGACCUUGAUUUUGACCUAGUGACCUAUUUCACAUUUCUCAAGCUAUAGCCUUCAAAUUUGGACCACAUGCAUAGUUUGUGUACCGAAAUGAACUUUGAUCUUGAGAUUUACCUAGUGACCUACUUUCACAUUUCUGAAGCUCUUUCACAUUUCUGUAGCUACAGCCUUCAAAUUUGGACCACAUGCAUAGGUUUGUGUACCGAAACAAACUUCGACCUUGACAUUGACCUAGUGACCUACUUUCACAUUUUUGAAGGUACAGGCUUCAAAUUUGGACCACAUGCAUAGUUUUGUGUUCCGAAAUGAAAUUUGACUUUGAUUUUGACCUAGUGACCUAUUUCACAUUUCUGAAGCUAUAGCCUUCAAAUUUGGACCACAUGCAUAGUUUUGUGUACAGAAAUGAACUUUGAUCUUGAGAUUGACCUAGUGACCUACUUUCACAUUUCUGAAGCUACAAGCUUCAAAUUUUGACCACAUGCAUAUUUUUGUGUUCUGAAUUGAAAUAUGUCAUUAAUUUUUACUUAGUAACUGCUGUCACAUUUUUCAAGCUACAGCCUCCAGAUUUGAAGCACAUGCAUAGUUCUGUCUACCAAAAUCGAACUUUGACCUUGAAAUUGAUCUAAUGACCUACUUUCACAUUUCUCAAGCCACAGCUUUCAAAUUUGGACCACAUGCAUAGUUUUGUGUUCCGGAAUAAAAUGUGCCGUUGAUUUUGACCUAGUGACCUACUUUAAUAUUUCCCAAGCUACAGCCUUCCAAUUUGGACCACAUACAUAGUUUUGUGUACCGAAAUGAACUUUGAUCUUGAGACUGACCUAGUGACCUACUUUCACAUUUCUGAAGCUACAGGCUUCAAAUUUGGACGACAUGCAUAUUUUUGUGUUCUGAAUUGUAAUUUGACAUUGAUAUUUACCUAGUACCUACUUUCACAUUUCUCAAGCUGCAGCCUCCAAAUUUGAAGCACAUGCAUAGUUCUGUCUACCGAAAUGAACUUUGACCUUGAAAUUGAUCUAAUGACCUACUUUCACAUUUUUCAAGCCACGGCUUUCAAAUUUGGACUACAUGCACAGUGUUGUGUACCGAAAUGAAAUUUGACCUUGAUUUUGACCUUGAACUGGUCUUGAAAGUUUGAACAUUAAAAAAUGGCUCAAUGGUAGGCACCAAGAUCACUCUGUGAUCUCUUGUUAUUAUAAUGCCAUUACAGAAAAUUAAAUAAAUAUCUUGGCAUAUUGUAUGAAAUAGAAGUAUCAUGAAAUGAAGCAUGAAAGGAUAGAUUUCUAGCCAAAAUGCAUAGAAACGAAGUAGACAACGCUAUGAUGCUGAAGAUCUAAAUAUGAUAAGCACAGAUGCACUAGACAAUGCAAGGAGAAUGCAUUGUGCUAGGCAAGUCCAGCUACCGAAAAUCCGAGGCCGAGAUGCUCAACGAAUUCUCUACAUAAUGAUAAUAUAUUCAAAGGAAACAAAAAUAUGAAUCCAACGCCAGUCCAAGAGAAUACAUUAUUAUAACACUGAAAUUGUGUCUGCAAAAUUAACAUUUGUAUUUGAUGCAUUAAUACAUUUUUUAUCUUUCAUUGUAUUAUUUGUAUAAUGGACUCGGCGUUUAAGUUUGGAUCGGGCAACUUGUGACACGCAAUGAUUAACCAUCCAAGCAAAUAACUGCACUAACAUGCACACU